Molecule: messenger RNA, 4592 nt
Organism: Trachemys scripta elegans
Lineage: Eukaryota; Metazoa; Chordata; Testudines; Emydidae
Gene: CCDC170
Product: coiled-coil domain containing 170
Exons: 13
Coding region: 978-3158 (726 amino acids)
Source: RefSeq, a predicted model, not a curated record
UGAUGUAGUGGUUCUCAGACUGUGUUCCAUAGCAUAAGAGGGUCUGCAAAGACUUUCCACAGAUCCUUGACAGUUCCAAAGUUCAAAUUUUUGUAUGCAGAAUUUAUUUGCCUCUUUUUGAAUCCACCCCUGCUUCUAGAUACUGCUAAACCAGCAUUUCUAGACUCAGUUCAGUUUUAUCUCCAGUUUUACUUUUGAAGAAUUAUUUCAUUUUUUUUCCCAUUGGAAGACUCCAGAUUGAUACACACAUCAGGAAUGAAUAAAUAAAUAAAUAAAUAUCAGAUGAAGAUGCUCCUGAAGCCAGUGACAGAGGAUUUACAAACUUGGGAAAAAAGUUAAUCCUUGAUAUUAACACCAGGGUCUGAGAGGGAUAGGGUGUGCAGUUUUAAUUGCAAUUAAUGUGUUUGAGAGGGGGCAUGAAUUUUGGAAAAGUUUGGGCAGAGUUUCUUCAAGUUCAAUAAUUUCUAGUCUAGUGUUUCCAAGACAGAAUGGCUAAUUUCUAACUGCCUCAAAGCUGUCCUAUUGAUCUAUUAGCCAGUUUCCAGACAUUUCAGAUACUUGGAGGGGAAAAAUAGCCUUUUUAUUUAAUUGCUUGUUUCUGUGGAGGAUGACUGACAUUGAUUUUAAUACUGCAAAAUGCGACUACAAGUUUCCUUUUUGUUUCAGUUUUUAGUUUCACCUCAUCAUUUUGUCAAUUUUAGCAGCUGCAUUGAUUCACGUACUACAGAGCAGUAGAGAUAUUUGGUUCAAUAAUUUAAAUAAAGUCUGACUGAUAAUUAAAACUUAUCUUUACAAAUUCAAGGACAACAUUUUUUCUUGUUAAAUGUUGCAGAAGGGAGUAUCUUCAGUGUGCUAGGAAUUUACUUGUGUUAUCCAAGGCUCUUCAUUGCGUUUCUUUAUCUUUCUUCUAACUCAUUCCUUUGAAACUGUGGUAUGAUGGCUUUGAUGUGAAGUUAAAGGUCCAAGAUCAACUCACCAUGAUGAAGAGACAAGUGGAAGAGAGAGCGAAUUUAACUGCUAUCUGUAGUGUUGGAAGAAACAAAGGAAGAACAGAGGCACAAAAGGGAGCUUAUGAUCACAUUCUUCUGGAUAUACCUGUCACUCGAGAACAGACAAAUCACUAUCGGGCUGUGGCUGAAACUGCCCGUAGUGAACUUGCAGCACUUCUGGUAAAGUAUGAAUGUGCCCAGUCAGAGCUUCUAGAUCUCAGAUCCAAAAUGGUCUCUAAAGAAGUCUCAUUGCAAGAGCUGAAGGCUGAAGUGGAAAGCUACAAGGAAAACAAUGCUAGACAAUCCUCUCUACUCCUCUCUUUGCAAAAUCGAGUUCAGGAGAUGGAGGAGGAAUCAGGUGUGCUUGCCACUUCCAAAAAACAGACAGACCUAACAGCACAUGUUUUGCUCCAGGAGAAUUGGGAGUUGAAGGAGAAGAUCCAUAACCAAGAAGCCAAACUGAACAAAUAUUUGGACGAAUGUGAAGAAAGCAAGAAUCAAGCUUCUAAGAUCAGCUGGAAGCAUGGUGAAUUCUUAACACAGCUUUCUGGAUUCCUGGACGUAGACAUCAGAGGAAAAGAGGAACCACACAAACAUUUAAUUUCAAAGGUCAAUCAGAUGCAUAAAGAAAAUACAAUGCUAAAAGGGCAGAUUGCCACUCUUGCAGAGGCUAUCAAUGUUCAUGAGAUAGAGUCAAAAGCUAGCAGAGAAACCAUCAUGAGGCUUGUUUCGGAAGUCAGCAAAGAGCAGAAAAAGGCCGUAGCCUACUCCCAAGACACGGACAAGCUUAGCAAGGAUCUGGACAGUGCUUUAACAGCCAAACAGAGUCUAGAGAAGGAGAUCAGAAGCCUCCAAGAUCGGCUGGCUGCUAGCCAGAGGGCUUGGGAAGCCUCAAAGCAGGAACUGCACCACCUGAAGAGAUGUUCCAGUGAGAUGGAUGGGAGUCUGAAAAGCAGCAUAGACGAGGCCAGGACUGCUCAGAGUCUGCUGAGUGCUUUUAAAGAGCAAGUUGCUACCCUUCUUAGCAACAGUUCUGUAAUAGUUAAACCCUCUGAGGAGGCUAUUAUGGAGCGAGUUCGAGAACUUGGCCACAGGGAAGAGAGCAAAAAGAUAAUGGUGUCCCAGCUUGAAGCCCAAAUAGCUAAACUGACUGAGCAGCUGGAGAAUCAGACCAGAUUGCACCAGGAGGCUCUGCAAAAGGCCAGGAAAGCAGAAAAACAAUUUGAGACACUCCAGGAUCAAUUGAUGCGUCUGGAUGGGGAGUUGGUGUCUGGAGACAUGAUGCGAGAUGAUUUGAAGCUUGAGAAACAAAAAUAUCUUAAAUUUCUGGAACAACUUUCUGAUAAAAUGAAGCUGGACAGUGUUGCAUCUGAGAUUGGGCUCGAUAUGAGUCUGGAUGCGAUUCUGGCCCGUGCAGAGCAGUUGGUCAAACUGGAAAGUGAUGCAGUGAUUGAAAACAAGACUAUGGCACACAACCUACAAAGGAAGUUGAAAGCUCAGAAAGAAAAGCUUGAGAGCAAAGAGCUGCAUAUGAACCUUCUGCGGCAGAAAAUAUCCCAGCUGGAAGAGGAAAAGCAAGUGCGAACAGCCCUCGCUGUGGAGAGAGAUGAGGCCAACCUCACCAUCAGAAAGUUACAGAAGAAGGUGGAGAGGUUACAGAAGGAGCUGGGCCUGGCAAGAGACUUGAACACUGAUCUCAAAGCCAAACUGUCUGACACCAAUGAACUGAAAGUCAAAACUCUAGAACAGACUAGAACCAUUGAGGAACUAAACAAGUCUCAAGGCAAGCUGGAAAAGAUGAAGGAGAAGGCUGAGAAGCAGCUGAUCUGUGUCAAAUCAGAGCUACAGUUUACGGAGCAUGAAGCUAAGGAGGAUAAAGAAAGGGCCAGGAGUAUGCUAGAAGCAGUUACCAGUGAACUGAAAGCGCUUAAAACAACCCUGGCAGAGGUAUCAAAAAGAGAAAGGCAGCUGGCAGAGUUCCGUGAGGUGGUCUCGCAUAUGUUGGGCCUUAGUGUUACCAGCCUUGCGCUCCCUGACUAUGAAAUCAUCACACGUCUCGAGGGGUUGAUCCAUUCUCAUCAGCACCAUUUUGUUCCCUGUGUCUGCCUCAAAGAUGUGGCAGUGAGGCAAGAUGGACACUCGCAAAGCCACUUACAGCUUCUUCACUGAACAGUGCCUCUUUGAGAGACAGCCGGACAGAACUCAGCUGGCUCUUAUGCUGAUGUUCAUUUUCAACACUGAGUCCUGAGGGGAUUGUGGGUGAUUUGAGCAAAUAUUCCUAUAACCAUCUCUCUCUAAAUGUACAUAUGGAGUGAAAUCAUGGCCCCAUUGAAGUCAAGAGGAGGUUAGCAAUUGCCUUCAGUAGAGCUAGGAUUUCACCCACUGUACCGGCAGUGAAACAAAAUACAGAAAAGGAUCCAACCUAAAUUUUAAUUUCGUGCACUCUAGACACAGAAGUAUUUUUAAUAAGCAAUAUUUUAAUACAGCUAAUAGGUGUCUGUUUCCCUGUCCAGGAACAAACAUAUGUAAUUCCUCCUACUGUUAAUGACAGUUAACUGUACAAUUUCACAUAGGUUGAUAAGAGGCCAGCCAUAUCACCCCCAAUAUAAAGCUUGUAUGUAAUCAAGCUUUAAACUAUAAACCUGCCUCUGCUGCAUGGUUCAUAGGACAGCCAGAUUGUUGGGCAGAUAAGAGAGGUAGCUAUUCAGUUACAUCCCCCAACCAACACAUACUUUGCUCUCAUCAUUGUUAGCCCCUAUGCGCCCACUGUAGUUGAGCUUUAGCAGCUUAAUUGGGUGGUGGAAAGCCAGAGGAUAUGAAGUUAGGAAGCAGCAUGCUCUCACCUCAGAGCAGUGUAAGUUGUGAUGCAACACACGUAAUUGCAACAAGUUCCCUUUUGCAUAAUUAACAUACUGUAGAGGGGUUAGGUAGGAGCAUGUGGAUGGCACAAAACUAGCCAAUAUCCAUGCAGUAGUAUGGGAGCCCUGGAAUGGCCAAGAUCGACUCACAAUUAUGCAAUGUUCUUUCUAAUGGAUCUUGACUGCUACAAAAAUCAAGGAGGGGAACAGACCCUCUGGCCUUUUAGUUUUUCCUUCAGCUAAGAAUGAUACAGUGGAAUUGAGGUUGCCCAGCUUCUACUUUCAAAAUCAGAGCUCCCCUUCUGUGCAUUUUUAUUCAUGAAGGGGUUUUAGUUUGGAUAAAUUUGAUUGUAUUUGUAUGCCAUAAAAGCACCACAUUUUUGGCAUGAAGAACUCAAUUCUUCCAGUAAUCUUCCUUUACUACUCAGUUGCCAAAACAAAGGUAGAAAAUAACUUUAGAUCUCUUCAAUAUUAAUCUCUUCACACACUGUCCUGUCAUUUAAAUAUCACAGAUAUUUUUGAAGGGAUCACGUCUUACCUUUACUUCCUGAAAAGAAAAUAUGAUGAUGUCUUUUGUAGAGCAGCAGAAAUCUUUUCUUAGCUGUUGUAUUUGUCUGGCUGUUGCUUUUUAAGCAGUUCAAAUUGUAGCUCUACUUAAUUAAAAUUAAUUAAAAAUAUUCUGAUUCAAUGCAUCAAAAAGUUUAAUGACAAGAAGAAACUUCAUUUAAAAAAAGAAAAAAAAAAA